CAUUUUUGUAUUUUAAUAAAUGGAUACAAUUAAAUAUGAUGGAGGAAAAAUCAAAACUAAAAAUGAUCAAUCAGCAAAAUUAAGGGCAUCAUUUCUUCCCUUUAAACUCUUCUAAAUCAAAUGGUUUCACAUUUCGACCCAAGCAUCGUUCAUCAGACCUCUUCACCUCUGUAACUGCAACAAUGUACAAAGUAUGGCAUUUCUAAACUAGCAGUCCACAGGCCAACAACUCAGGAAAUUAUAGAAACUUAUGUUUUAUGCCAUCUGAGAUUGUAAGGGGUUUGGCGAACCGGAGCAACUUCCCGCAGCGUCUUCUUGUGUCCACCAGCUAUGACAGUGUCAGAACAUUCUUCACUAUCAGCAGCAUCCAGCUCGCUCUCUCUAGAACGCUUGCAUAAUUACAAGUCCUUUUCUCACUGGUAUGACUUGAAGUACCUGCGUUUUUUCCUCAUGAACCUGCUUGCUCUCACUAGGUUCAGGUUCUUCUGUGUUAUCACCAAGAAUCAUCUUUGCUUCUUCAACAGCAGCUUUCAUGGUGUGCAUCUAAUUCAAUUCAGAUUUACGUUUCCUACCAGGUCUUUGUCGAAAACUCCUAGGCUCUGAUUGCUGGGAAUCUUCAGGAACUUUGUGCUCCUUGCUGUUCAAGUAACUCUGAUCAUCAAGGGAUUGAUCAAACCCAUAGUCCACCUUUCUUACUGUGUCAGAUUAGAGUAGGUGAUUAUGGAUGGAGUCAACUAGAAUCCCUAAAAAUGGCUGUAGCACACCUACACAAGUACAAUGCUCUCCAGCUUCUUUACUAGUAAGCAGACCAGGUGCUUGGUCUUUGCAUUCAUUUCUCUUAGUCGGAGAUAUGCGAAAAAUCCUUGAUGUGAAUAUGCGGAGCCAGGACAUGCACCCUGCAGAUUCUGGAUGCUCCAUACCAACAAUUGGAGAUCCCUUGACAUCAGUAAUACCAGAAACACCAACAUUACCUUGAAAUUUCCGCAAGAGUUUAUCAGCUAACUGUAACAGAGAAGGAACCAGCCCAUCCAUUGAAUCAGGCAGAUGGAGAUUGGAGAGUACAAAUUCCCUCCUGACCUCCCCACAGUCCUUGCAAUUUUUGAGCUUCUCGACAAAUGCAAGCGAUUCCUUUCCUGAAUAAACUGUCCAUGACCUUUGAAGCUACUGAUGAUGACAUGAAGCUCAUCUACCUCCUUGCUCAUUUCAAGCUGCUGAUCAUUUAGCUUGUCCUUGUUUAUUGCAAUUUUUUGUUUUUCCCUAUCUAGUGCCAGCCUUUCUAACCUUAUUUCUUCCAUUUCCCUCUCAGCCACUUCAAUGGAGUGUAUGAUAUUGUUAACUUCUCCCUCUUUCUCCUUCUCAAGUGCACUCAUCCUUUCCUGCAGAUCUUUCUGCAUUUUAUCAAACCUGCUCCAUAAAUCUUUUUCCUGUUUCAUUUUCUGACGCUCAAAAUCUUGAAACAUCUUACUGUGCUCAUUUUGAGCUUUCUCAGAUAAAAGUUACUUCUCAUGCUUCACUGCAGCUUCAAGUGAUUCCUUCUGCACUCUGAUGGCUUCAAGCUCCUUAUCAAUAUAAUUCUGCAUAGCAG
This is a messenger RNA of Rubroshorea leprosula, 1585 nucleotides long. Lineage: Eukaryota; Viridiplantae; Streptophyta; Magnoliopsida; Malvales; Dipterocarpaceae. The record is from the annotation of a GenBank genome assembly.